Molecule: messenger RNA, 620 nt
Organism: Branchiostoma floridae (Florida lancelet)
Lineage: Eukaryota; Metazoa; Chordata; Leptocardii; Amphioxiformes; Branchiostomatidae
Product: 40S ribosomal protein S19
Exons: 5
Coding region: 103-546 (147 amino acids)
Biological process (GO): ribosomal small subunit assembly; translation
Cellular component (GO): ribosome; cytosolic small ribosomal subunit
Molecular function (GO): structural constituent of ribosome; RNA binding
Source: RefSeq, a predicted model, not a curated record
GUGCAGUAAUGUUUUCCGCUAGGGUCAAAUCUCGCGAAGUUUCACGUGGCAUCCGGGAUAUUUUCCUUUUCUCGGCCUCUUUCCCUUCCACCAUUUUUCAAGAUGCCUGGUGGUGUGACAGUUAAAGACGUGAACCAGCAAGAGUUCGUCAAGGCCUUUGCUGCCUUCCUCAAAAAGUCAGGUAAACUGAAGCUGCCAGAAUGGGUGGACCUGGUCAAGACUGCACCACACAAGGAACUGGCGCCCUAUGACCCUGACUGGUUCUACCUCAGAGCAGCGUCCACAGCCAGACACUUGUACCUGCGUGGUGGGGUCGGCGUUGGCGCCAUGUGUAAAAUCUACGGCGGUCGUAAGCGCAGAGGCACCAAGCCUGCCAAGUUCCGCAUCUGCUCCCGGGGCGUGUCCAGGACGGUGCUCCAGGCGCUGGAGGGAGUCAAGAUGGUGGAGAAGGACGCUGCAGGUGGCCGCAGGUUAACUGCCCAGGGGCAGCGGGAUCUGGACCGUAUCGCUGGUCAGGUGGCAACCGCCAUGAGGAAGGCCCAGUAACGUGGGCAGAACACAGGAGAGUCAUGUCAUAGAAAUAACCUCUGGUGGAAAUAAAACUUCCAAGGUUUCCUCAG